Molecule: messenger RNA, 3355 nt
Organism: Biomphalaria glabrata
Lineage: Eukaryota; Metazoa; Mollusca; Gastropoda; Planorbidae
Product: ankyrin repeat and SOCS box protein 8-like
Exons: 7
Coding region: 277-1176 (299 amino acids)
Biological process (GO): intracellular signal transduction
Molecular function (GO): protein binding
Source: RefSeq, a predicted model, not a curated record
ACUAGAUCUAGAUCUAUUAACUAUAUCUAAAUCUAGCUAUAGAAUCUAGACAGAUAGAUCUAGAUCUAUAUAAUAUAAAUAAUCUUCAAAUUCAGAUUAAAAUAAGUUUAAUUUAAAUAAGAACUUAGACUUAAAGUUAAAGACUUCUAAAGACUAAGUAGUAUUUAGUCGACUUAGAAUAAUAGAAUUGUUUCUAGAUCUAGAUUCUAGAUCUAAGUUUGUUACAAUUUUGUAUUUAUUUUGUAUUGAUCAAUCAUCAGUGGGCAUGUCCUAGUAAUGUGGUUUGUCAUGGAGCAGACUCAAGAAAAAUAUAGACUAUCAGACAGGCUUAUUCGUGCAAUCAGUAAUAGACAGUUGAGUGAAAAAGAAGAUGACAUUGAAGUCAUCAUUGAAUCAGGAGCAGACGUGAACAGAAGACAUGGUACGUUGCUACCACUUCACUGCGCAUGUAUGAGUGUAGAGAGUGAUGCAGUGAAACUACUUCUAUGUAAAGGAGCUAGGAUUAAUGAGGUGGAUGGCUAUGGAAGAACAGCUUUACACUAUGCUGCAGAAAGAGAUGAAACAGUAGUCAAUAUAUUACUAGAGAAUGGUGCAGAUAUCAAUAAAGGAGAUGGGAACCAAGACACAGCCCUUCACUGGGCCGCCUAUAAAAACAAUGUGGCCUGUGUGAAAGUGUUACUACAGAAUGGGGCUGAUGUGAAUGCUGUGGACUACAACCAUGACACACCAAUUAUCUGGGCUGCAAAAAAAGGAAAUCUUGAUGUGAUUAAAGUUUUACUGGAUUUUAAUGCUGAUGUUGAUAUUCGAAACAAAAGUGGACAUACUGCGCUACAGAGGUCUGCUGGUAUACAGGCAGCAGGUUUGAACAAUGAGCAGGAUGAUGCUACUCUCAAGCUCUUGAUUAAAGCUUCUGGUCGAUUUGAUCUUCUCAACCAUGAAGGACAGCCUAUUGCAAUAAUAGCUAGUGACAAUAGACUGAGUGAAAUCUUGCGGCCUCUUUGCCAGGCGGCCAGACCUUUGCUGGAGCUGUGUCGCUGGCAAAUCAGAAAGUCCAUGGGUCAGACUUAUUUACCAAAUGUUAUACCCCUACUUCCUGUUCCGCUGAGGCUACACGAGUUUCUCCUACUAAGAGACGAGAAAGAUAUAUUGUGCAGCCUAGGAGAUUUUAUUAGUUAAUGUUAUUUUCUGUUUUAAGAAUUUUUCUGUUUAAGUUUUUAAUGUGAGUCAAUGCUUUUUUGUUGAAGAAUGACCCAUCAAAUUUAUCUUAAUGGCAGGCUGUUGGAGCACUACUCAAAGCUCUCUAUGGUCCUGUCUCUUCAAAUUAAGCAUAGUGGCCAAGUGAAACAGCAAUUAUCUGAUGGAAGCCUGCUAGAGUUUGGGAUUCUAAUUAAGAGGAAAUUAAAGCACCCAAAGUCAACACUUUUCUGGUAUUCAAGCAUUGCUUGGAGAGAAAACAUUAUUGGUUAUGUGCUGGUCACAUAAUGGCCUUGUCUAAUAGUUGGCCAAAGAAAUUAAUUUGACUAACUUGUCCCAUGGCUUAGUAGAUACAAAGGAAGCUUUAUUUGUGAGCAGUCUUACAACUAUUCCUUUUUUUUUGUGCCAUGCUUUUAGUACUUCUUUUCUGAAGACAUGUAGUCUCAUUUAUGUAUGGGAUGCCUAGUGGUUUUCUCCUGCAGUUGAUAUUCAUGAGCUGAACUUUUUUUUUUUUUUUUUUUGGUCAUUAGUGUCCAGGAUUCAAAGGCACUUUCUUUAAGAGAUUAAGUUGAAUUUUUUUAUGCUGAAUGAUAACCAUUGGUUGCUCAAAUCUUAUCUUCUAUGAUUUAUAGAAAAACUGAAGAUAAUGCUACACAAAAUUUAAAAGCUGGAAAUUAUACACAGAAUCAAAAGUAGCACUUGGCCAUUGAAUGGUGAAAGCAAAGUAUGAGCAACCAACUUGUUAAAUGGUAGCUCUGAAAUCAGAUUUGUUUUGCACUGGGGCUAAAUUUGAUUGGUCUAGGUGCUAGGGGAAAAAAAUACAAGUAUCUCAUUUCCAAUCUGCUUUUUAAAAAGGCCUGUUGAAUGAUUGUGAUGGGACACAUCCUUAAUCCUAGCAAUAGGUUGCAAAAUAAGAUAGUGUACAUGUCUUGUAUAUAUACUGUUAAGAUGAACAGUUAAUUAUGCUAUAUAGGCUGGAUAUAAUUGUACAAUAAGACCUACAAAAAGCCUUUGUGCUACAAUAUUUAAUAGUACAUAAAAGUUGAGUGAGGUAGACCUAAAGUUGAUGUACAAGGUGUUUUGGCCUAUUGUUACCUUAUGAUUGUUAAGACUUGGUAUAUAAACAUUUUUUUAAAUCAUUUGGCCUACGCUAAUUUUGAAAUAUCUAGUAAGUAAAUUGUAAAAUCUAUUUCAUAUUUAGAAAAUGUUUAGUUUCUUGAGACUUUGUUUCAAUUAUUUGGCUAUGAAUUUUACAUUUCGAUCAACACUCAUGAUGUACUAGUUUAUCACUCUGUUAAAGUGAAAGAAAAAGUAUGGGCAUUGUAUGUUUUUUAUCAUACAUGCAUUGAUAUGCCAUUUUCAUCAAUGUGAUAGAUCUGUCAUUGUACUACACUUUUCUUUUUUUUUUUUAAGUCUAAUAUUAUAUACCACUGGCUUAAGAAACCCUGUUAAGCUAUGAGAUAUUGUUUUAUUUUUAUUAUGAGAUGUAUUUCCUAAUUAGAAUCAAUAUUUGUCCCACUAUUCCUCUACCAAUCCAUUUCCUUCCCAGCUGCUUUGUCUAAAAAAUAACCAUUUGUCAAAAUGACGACAUGACAAAAAGUUUUAUUUUUUCAAAGACACAUUUUUUUUUUAAAGUUCCACCAUAUUUUUUUUCAAUAAUGUGAAAUAAAAUAUCAAAAGAAAGCAAAGGUUGUAAAGUCAAAGUUGAGGAUUACUUGCGAAGUUCUCAGACAGUCAUUUCUUUUUAGCACCUAAAAUAUCAUUUCACCUUUUUUAUAAAUGUCCCCCAAGAUUCAGAAAAUGUGUUUAAAAUGUCUGGCACUCAAGACAAAGUCCACCAACAAAUGUAAGUUAAUUUACAAAGUCAUUAUGGAAGGAACAGGUGUCUUGCACUGUAAUCUAAUUUAACAUUUUACAAAAGGAAAAAGAUUGAGGACAUUGAAUUAGUUGCUCACUAGAUUAUGAGUUAGGAGGUGAAUUCUUUUUUUUUUAUGCAUAUCUGGGAGGUGCAUUAUUAUUACUUUAUGUAUCUACUCACAUACUUGUAUUAUAACAUUGUAUUCACUGGUAAAUAAUUUCAUAUAUUAAAUUAAAUUGAAGUUCGUUUACUUUUUAAUACUUUGACCAAAACAACUUGAAUACAUAUUGAUGGGAAAAGCUA